AUGGAGAGGCUGGGUUCCCCGGAACCUGCACGGCCGUCGGCGGGUGCAGGGCCCGUUGCUGGGGUGUCUGUUGCCAAGACGGCAGGUGUCGAGGGAGAUGAGGAGGCGGUCGCGGUCAGCUCCAAACUGUUUCGAUGUGCGUGCAUAAGACGUUGCCUACCACUGGCCUACAGAGAGGAGCUCUACCAAGUCUUAAAGCUAACAGGCCCGUUGCUGCUGUCUCGGCUUCUGAACUUCCUCCUGCCGUUCGUUACCACCAUAUUCUGUGGUCACAUAGGCAAUGCAGAACUGGCUGGAUACGCGCUGGCCUCAGCGACCAUUAAUGUGACCACCACUGCAACAGGCUACGGCCUUACUCUGGCUUGUGAUACGCUCAUUUCUCAGACGUUCGGCGGUAAGAACAUGAAACGUGUGGGUGUAAUUGUCCAAAGGAGUUCAUUGAUCUUGCUGCUGUUUUGUCUGCCCUGUUGGGGUCUUCUCAUCAACUCUUACAACUUACUGCAGCUCUUGCACCAAGAGGACGAGGUGGCGAGAAUUGCUCACCUCUACGUGAUGGCCUUUCUGCCAGCUGUUCCAGCCAUGUUCCUGCACCAGCUGCAAGUUGCAUAUCUACAAAACCAGGCGAUCAUUCUGCCUCAGCUGUACACGGCUGCAGCAGCGAACGUUCUCAACCUGAUAGUGAACUAUGUCUUAAUCAUCAGCCUCCAGCUGGGUGUCAUUGGAUCAGCAAUUGCAAACAGCUUCUCUCAGAUUGCCAUCUGCCUGCUGUUGUAUGGAUACAUCAGAUGGAAGAAGCUCCAUCAGAGGACAUGGGGAGGCUGGUCCACUGACUGUCUGCAGGAGUGGGGCGCCUUCAUGAAGCUGGCUAUUCCCAGUACUCUCAUGACCUGCUUUGAGUGGUGGCUCUGGGAGAUUGGAGGUUUUCUUGCUGGUGUACUUGGCGAGUUGGAUCUUGCUGCCCAGCAUGUGAUGGUGGAAAUAGGAGCCAUAACGUACAUGUUUCCUCUAGGCAUCCAUGCAGCGACAUGUGUGCGUGUUGGGAAUGCUCUGGGGGCUGGGAACACCACCAGGGCCAUAGUCACUUGCAAAGUGGCCUUGGCUCUUUCAGGACUGCUUUCUGUGGUGCAGGGUAUUACCAUCGCUAGCUGCAAGUCCUACGCUGGCUACAUAUUUACCUCUGAUGACAAUAUUGUGGCGAUCGUCUCAAAGAACCUCACAGUCUACACAUUUAUUCAAUUCUUCGAUGCACUUCUGUGUGUCUGCACAGGGAUUCUUGUAGGAUCUGGGAUGCAGAAAGUUGCUGCCUUAUCCAACCUGGUGUCUUACUACUGCAUCGCUCUGCCAGUGGGAAUAUCUCUGAUGUUUGCUGCCAAGCUCAGAAUAUUAGGCUUCUGGCUGGGUCUCUUAACAUGCACUUCCCUUCAGACAGUCUUCUUUCUUAUUCUAAUCUUCAAACUCAACUGGAAGAAAGUCACACUUAAGGCUCAACUGAGGGCUGGAAAGAAAAUGGCGGCGAUACCAAAGCGUCGUGCUAGUACAGUGCUGACUGAAGCGAUGGCGUUUGACACCUCUGACUGCACUAAUACAGCGCAGGCGGGCGGUGAAGAGGCCCCUAAAGCAGAUGGCUACCGUCCGGUCAACACCCAGGACCAGGAGCUGAAAGUGCACCAUGAGGCCCAGGGCAACAACACAAAUGCAGGAGGGAUGGAGGGGGAUGCUGAGCAGAGCAAAAACACUUCAAACACCAAACCUCAAGCCCUGCUUUCUGUCACUCAGCUCACUUUGCGUCGGGGCCUCAGCGCCUUGCUUUCAGUUCUCACUUUGGCAAUCGGUGUCGCUUUUCACAUUGGGUUCCCGAUACCAGAACCCACUGCCCAGAGUUGGGCCAACUUAACCCUGAACUUGACAAAUGGUUCCACUCCUACACCACUGGCUCUUCUGGACCUGACCACAAACCUCUGA
This is a messenger RNA of Chelmon rostratus (copperband butterflyfish), 1962 nucleotides long. It is a transcript of the gene slc47a1, whose product is annotated as solute carrier family 47 member 1. Gene Ontology annotation, cellular component: membrane. Bases 1 to 1962 code for a protein of 653 amino acids. Gene Ontology annotation, biological process: xenobiotic detoxification by transmembrane export across the plasma membrane. The record is from RefSeq and is a predicted model, not a curated record. The transcript has 17 exons. Gene Ontology annotation, molecular function: xenobiotic transmembrane transporter activity; antiporter activity. Lineage: Eukaryota; Metazoa; Chordata; Actinopteri; Chaetodontiformes; Chaetodontidae.